CUCUCAUCAGGACUGAACAAUUUCCUCUGCCUGAACAUAUCCGCAAGACUUGAACAUAUCCGAGACUUGAACAGCUGUGAAUGAGUAACUCAAUUGGCUGCAACUAUCGAUUUCCCAAUCGGAGAAAAUGUGAGAGAAUUCCGCAGAUUUGGGAUGUACGGAUGGCCGGUCCGCGCACCCAGACACCACACCUCCCCAGAAGGCCCACCGACCGAGAAAUUGGAAACUUGGUUGACCCUUUAAGGUUUUGGCAACUAUAAUUGGCAUUACAUUACAAGUUAUUAUAGACAAAGGAAAUGUCUGGAGCUUCGGAUUUUUUAUCGAAAGGUAUAGACUUGGUCCAGAAAGCAAUCGAUGCCGAUACUGCAACAAGGUACGAGGAAGCCUAUAAAUUGUAUUACAAUGGAUUGGACUAUUUGAUGUUAGCUUUGAAAUACGAGAAGAAUCAACGAUCUAAAGAUUUGAUUAAAUCCAAGUUCACUGAGUAUCUUACGAGAGCCGAGCAAUUGAAGGAUCAUUUAGAGAAACAGGAGAAUAAUAAGUCGAAUCUGGCAGAGAACUCUUCGAGUAACGGGCUGACUAAAGCCAAAAAAUCAGGGGAAGAUGAUUCUGACGAUGCAGAAACCAAAAAAUUAAGAGGAGCAUUGGCAGGAGCCAUUUUGUCGGAAAAGCCAAAUGUUAGCUGGGAUGAUAUUGCUGGUUUAGAAGGUGCCAAAGAGGCUUUAAAAGAAGCUGUUAUCUUACCGGUUAGAUUCCCCCAAUUAUUUACGGGUAAUAGGAAACCCACUUCUGGUAUAUUAUUAUAUGGACCACCAGGUACCGGUAAAUCUUAUUUAGCGAAAGCCGUUGCUACGGAAGCUAAUUCGACAUUUUUUUCAGUAUCUUCAUCGGAUUUGGUUAGUAAAUGGAUGGGUGAAUCAGAAAGAUUGGUUAAACAAUUAUUCACGAUGGCUCGUGAAAGUAAGCCUUCUAUUAUUUUCAUUGAUGAGGUUGAUGCAUUAUGUGGACCUCGUGGGGAAGGAGAAAGUGAAGCAUCAAGAAGAAUUAAAACCGAAUUAUUGGUUCAAAUGAAUGGUGUUGGUAAUGAUUCAAGUGGAGUUUUAGUAUUGGGUGCCACCAAUAUACCUUGGCAAUUAGAUGCUGCCAUUAGAAGAAGAUUCGAACGAAGAAUAUAUAUUUCAUUACCAGAACUUGAAGCAAGAACUAGGAUGUUUGAAAUUAAUAUCGGUACAGUCCCCUGUGAAUGUUCAGCCCAAGAUUUCAAAGUAUUAGCAGAAAUGACCGAUGGCUACUCUGGUCAUGAUAUUGCUGUUGUGGUAAGAGAUGCUCUAAUGCAACCAAUACGUAAGAUUCAACAAGCCACUCAUUUUAAACCGGUUUUAAUUGAUGAUGAGGAAAAAUUAACUCCCUGUUCACCAGGGGAUGAAGGGGCUAAGGAAAUGAAUUGGAUGGAUAUUGGUACCGAUGAAUUAAAAGAACCAGACUUGACGGUGAAAGAUUUCAUAAAAUCAAUCAAAAAUAAUAGACCAACAGUUAACGCUUCAGAUAUCGAAAAUCAUAUCAAGUUUACUGAUGAUUUCGGUCAAGAAGGAAAUUAACCCAUUCAAUUCUGUUACGAUUCUACACGAUAUCUUUUCUUCAAUUUGUUUGCAUCGAUUUGCAU
Molecule: messenger RNA, 1663 nt
Organism: Hyphopichia burtonii NRRL Y-1933
Lineage: Eukaryota; Fungi; Ascomycota; Pichiomycetes; Serinales; Debaryomycetaceae
Gene: VPS4
Product: AAA family ATPase
Exons: 1
Coding region: 297-1598 (433 amino acids)
Biological process (GO): vacuole organization; endosomal transport
Molecular function (GO): ATP hydrolysis activity; ATP binding
Source: RefSeq, a predicted model, not a curated record